This is a messenger RNA of Monopterus albus (swamp eel), 5587 nucleotides long. Its product is annotated as zinc finger protein 235. Gene Ontology annotation, biological process: regulation of transcription by RNA polymerase II. The record is from RefSeq and is a predicted model, not a curated record. The coding region runs from base 306 to 4583 and encodes 1425 amino acids. Lineage: Eukaryota; Metazoa; Chordata; Actinopteri; Synbranchiformes; Synbranchidae. Gene Ontology annotation, molecular function: RNA polymerase II cis-regulatory region sequence-specific DNA binding; DNA-binding transcription factor activity, RNA polymerase II-specific. The transcript is spliced from 2 exons.
AGAAGAAGAAUAAGAAUCCACUUCCGCCGAAGGAUGCGCAGCUAUACAGAGCAGAUGUGUGUGUGACCAAAACAGCUAGCUUUGCUGUUCUUUAUCACUGCCAUCAAUAUAAACUGACCAAGAAGUUGUUGUUGUGCUGUGUGAUAAUAAACUGGAUUAUCAUACACUUUGCAUCCACCCAUUUUCAGUUAGGCUUUGCGCUGAGUGGUCGCUGAUAAGUAAGCCAAUAUUCAAACAACUGUGGCGCCGUUAAGCUAAUGAUCAGUAGCUAAAGUAAGCUAGUAAUACCAAAUAGCCACACCAAGAUGGACGGAGCUGUUCCUGUGGCGAUCGAAGAGGAUGGAGCAGAAAACCAGCCCCGCAAUAGAGACAGAACAUCUGAAAACAUCGUCGCUCCAUCGGCCGAGGACACCGCUGACAGGGUUGGGGUUUUCUGCUGUCAGGAUUGUGGAGAAGCCUUCAGAGAGGAGGCAGUCUACUUGGAGCAUCGCCAUCAGCACCUGCAAGAAAAUGUAUACUUAGAUGACCAGUUGGGUGGUUUACAUGAUGCAGAAAAAAACAGCGAAACUGCUCAUUUCUGUACUUUAUGUUCAGUCUCAUUUGUUGAACUGAGUGAAUUCCACUCACACAUGGAGAAGAACCAUGGCCAAAGCUCCCAAAAUGAGUCUGGUAUUCAGAUGAAUUCUGGGAUAACAAAACAGCCCACUUAUGAGUGUCCAGACUGCGGAAAAUGUUAUAUUGUGAUUGGACACUUUCUCAACCAUCAGCGCUCACACAGACAAGCCUCCAAAUCAGUUUUUCAUGAUCUCGAACAUUUGAAAAAGAAGUCAUUUCAGUGCGAGUCUUGUGGGCGGAAUUAUUCUCGCGCUUCAGCUCUUGAUGCACACCGUCGUUGUCACGAGGAAAAGCUAGUAAAAUCACGGACCAGGAGUUCAGGAGAGUCACCUCCCACUGAAGAGUCAAUAGUUGAAGCCAACCCCAGUGAAAACCAGACAGGUGAUACUCCUAAAAACCUUUUUAAGUGUUCAUGUGGUAAAGCUUUUUCUGCUCUUACGCGCCUGAAAACACACCAACGUUUUAGCCGUAACACUCAGUGUGCUCCAGAAGAAAUUAAAGAAAAACCAAAAAAAAACUGCAAUGAGUUUUACUGUAGCGAGUGUAAAAAGGGUUUCAGUGGCCAGAUCGCCCUCUUCAACCAUCAGCGAUGGCAUGCUAAUCAGUCAGAGAAUUCUGCGAAAAGAUUCUCGUGUGAGGAAUGUGGAAAAGUAUUUAUGACGCUAACAUUCUACUACAGGCACCAACGCAUGGUGCACAGCGAUGAGAUGCCAGCAAAGUCCUUUCUUCAUCAAGUGUGUCAGCUACAGAAGAAGGCAUUUGAAUGUAAAGUUUGCAAGCUAAAGUUUUCCCGGGCUUCAGCACUUCAAUCGCAUCAACUUCAUCACACAGAUGUUUUCCAAGAAACAGAGAAGGAGGCUCAGAUGUGCACGUCUCUGCUACCUCAACAGAAAAUGUUGUCAAGUGAAGAAAAAGAGACUGCACACUUGGUGGCAAAAGUCGAAUCAGAGAGUGUUUCUCCAACCACUAUGAUUCCUGAAGACUCACUUGUAAAUGAGGCCAGUGAAGAUGUGGAGGGUUAUGAACCUGGGGACUUUAUUGUUCAGGUGAUCAGUGCAAGUGAAUCUGAGGACGAGUCUGCCCAGGACCUGAAUCCUGAUCUUGAGCUGCUUUGUGAAUCAGAUCAGGAGGUACGAGACAAUGAUGACACUGACAUUUCCCCCAGUAGUCUUGUUUCAAAACCAGAGAUGGACUUGAAAAUUGUGCAGAUUGACUUUGAGCAGGCUGAUGAGCAGUGCGCACUGACAGCGAAAGAAGCAGAGAAUAAAAUAACGGGGGAAAGAUUUGAUUGUCCAGAGUGCUACCGAUGGUUCACUAGCGCUUCGUCACUGCGUGUUCACAGAAUGUGGCAUGGUGUUCGUAAUAGAAGACAGCAGACUCCUGGUCAGUCAGUAGCAGUUUACACAUGUGACAUAUGUGGUCAUGAAGCAAGUAGUUAUGCAGCACACCACAGUCAUAUUCAAAAACACAGUGAUCAUAAUUCAAGCAACAGUGUAUUAGAUCAGUUGCAUUAUCCCAAGAGAAAAGAAUUCCAAUGCCCAGGUUGCAUGAUGUCUUAUUUUCAUGCAGCUAGGUUGUUUAACCAUAUGAAAAACUGCUCUGCAAAAAAGAGAGAGAAUGUUUUGGAUACUAAGAAGGAAUACAAUCCAAAGAAAACCCUUCUAGGCCCAAAGAUUUAUCAUUGUGAAAAGUGUGGGAAGGGUUUUUGGUCUUUAGGAGCUUAUUCCCACCACAAGCAAAGUCAGACAGAGUGUGCAGAUUUGAGGCUAAGAAAAGGUGGCACCGGAUCUGUUAAUGGUCAUCCGCGCUCCAGCGUAAAGGUCGCAUGUCCUGUGUGUGGUAGAACAUUUCGUCACAAGGGCAUUAUGGCACUACACAUGAGAAAACAUGAAAAUGGAAACCAUAGAUGUGAACUCUGCAACAGGUCAUUCCGGCUUUUUUCCAGCCUCCUCAGACACCAGGUGGUGCAUAAUGACCAGUUACUCCCACCACCCAUUAAGUCUUUUCAGCAUCAGGUGGAGCAGUUGCAAAAGAACACCUACAGCUGUCCUGACUGUGGGAAGCUUUUUUCACGGGCCAAAGCACUUCAGUUUCAUAUGAAAAGCCAUGGGUAUGAGUCUGGGCACUCGUCAUCACCAUCCACUGUCACGCCAAAAGAUCUCCAGUGUGCAACAUGUGGUGCACAUUUCAGCAACAAGGCCUCUUUACGGGCUCAUCGCAGGCUUUGCAUUAAAAGGGAGAGUCAAGCAGUCGAUUGUAAGACAGAACCCUCAGGAAAAAAUGAUGCUCUUAAACUGCACAAGAAUAGGAUGGGUAUGAGUACACUGGAAAGAUCUGAGCACUCCACACUUGAUACUGAAGUAAAGAAUCAAAUGGGCAGUGGGCAGCUAAAGGUGGAAAAUCAAGCAGGUGUGGGCAACGUAGAAAACCCAAAUGAAACGUAUUUGAAAUACAAAUGCAAAAAGUGUGACAGAAGUUUUUCAGUGGUUGGAGCUUUGAAUUUUCAUAAAAGAAUUCACGCUGAGGGAUAUAGAUCUGCGGCAAAAGCAAAACUGGCCAUGUCUGUAAUGCUAAAGAAACCUAAACGGGAAGAGCCAAGUAAGGGGUUAUUUCACUGCUCAGAAUGUGGAAGGCGAUUCAUGUCCAACUCGGCCCUCGGCUCCCACAAAAGAUGGCACAGAGAAAAGAAGUCACAGUCCUCACUAAAAGAGGAUGAUUUGACAUCUGUUAACCACAAAUCAGAGGAUGGGCCUUUUCAGUGCAACAAAUGUGGCAAGCAGUUUUUUAACCAUUGUGUUCUCCAGCGUCACCAGAUGUUUAAUCCUCAGUGUCAGACUAAAAAAAGUGAGCCAGACAAAAGUACAGAGAGCAGCAGUGCAAUGGAAAACUCAGCGCUGUCAUACCUAGAAUGUAACAAGACUUUUGCACAAGCUUCAUUUCUAGUUGCCCACUAUGAAAAUGAGCAUGGUAACCUUUUGGUGGCUGCAGCUCCUCAAAGAGAGAGGCUCAUCUCUGUAGAGCAAGUGUCAGAACAGGUUAUCAGUGACGGUGAGCUCAUGUCUUCAGCACUGAAGCCAAAAGUCCACCAGUGCCCCUUCUGCACUCUGACCUUUGCUAAAGCGAGAGGUUUGCGUGCCCACAAGUGGCAGGCCCACUCCAAGAAGACAAAAGGCAAAAAUAAGGUCCCUCUGAGUACAAAAACAGUGUCCAGUGUCUCAAGGAGUGAAUUCAGAAAGACAGAUUAUUCGCCUGUUGACAACACUCAAACAAUGAGCAGUUAUCCUCUUGAAAAGAGUAGUCCUCUUGGAAGAGGAAAAACAAGAAUCGGAUUAGACUCCACGCCUGUGAAAUCUGUCUCAUGCCUUGACUGUGGGAAACUGUGCAGUACCACAGGUACACUCUUUGACCAUAAGAAAGUGUGCCCAGAGGUAAAGCAGGGGUCUAAACAGGAGGCCCAAACUUCUGAAGCCAUGGCUGAGGUUUCCCCACCACUCAGCCAUUUGUCAGAGCAUACAGCUAAAUGCCUCUUUAAGUGUGAUAAUUGUGGGAAAGCCUUCCAAACAGAGGAACAACUGGGAAUCCAUAAGACCAAGGCUAAGAGCCGGCCUUAUUGUUGCGCCCUUUGCUGUCAGGGCUUUUGGGCUGAGAAUCAGCUGCAGCAGCACCUUGCCUGGCAUGAUGAAGUCCGCUGUCGUCUCCCAAAUGAAGUUCAUUAUAGGCUCAGUGCAGCUAUGACCUCGAAGCCUCUAAAACCCACCACCACCUCUGCUGACCACAGAGGCAAGUCUUUUCCAUCCCCUACACUGUAUGGUCCUGCACUAAACCCAGACAGCCAGUCACAAAGUAGCCAUAAGUGCCAGCAUUGUGGCAAAGCCUUCCUUUCACCGACUGCGUUACACAAACAUGAAACUCAGCACACUAACAAUGAUUCAUAUCAUUGCCCUAUUUUGCCCCAGGACCUUCAGUGAGAUACAGGACCUUAUCGAUCAUCGCCAGGAAUGUGCUGGUGACUAUAAAAGGCAGAGUGCUGCUGUCACAUCAGGAGAUACCAAUGGCCUUACUUGUCUUGAAGGUGGAACCGAUUUUUCAUCAAGAAACCGAUUUACACCAGCACUAUAUUGAACAUGCACAUGGAGCGCAUUAGACUAAAGAAACUGAUAAGUGAAAUAUUGGCACUAUAGACUGUGGAGGUGUCUUUUUGAGAUUGCCAAAUAUGUAAAGCUAGACAUUUUCCUCAGACCUUUAGUGUAGUCUAAGUACACAAUGCUCUCCCUGUUUGUUUCAGUAUUAUUUGAGAUCCUUUAUACAUAGUAGCUGGUUUUUCUCUUCUCAGGCUUUCCUUUACACUGGACUAGUACAUGUACAUUAAUGACUCGCACCUUCUAAGGACUUGUAUUGAAAUGUCACAAAGGUAUCGUGUUGAGUCACCAUGUGUUUUGUCCCCAUUUUGAAUAUUCUGUCAGCUGAACCUUAAUCUCUUUGGGGAUCACUGGUAUGGUUUAAAAAACAAACAAAAAAAACUUGUAUGCAUGUCCAUGUUUGUCAUGCCUUUAAAAAUUUCCUGAAAAAUGAAAUGCGCUACUGACAUCAGUAUGUGAAAUUCAGUAAUGUGAGCUGGUAGAGGGUGUCCUGGUGCUGAACAUUGUAACUGGCUACUACCGUUAAACAACUAACAGUUAAGCAAUUGUUAUACUCAAUGCAGUUUGCAUUAAUUGAUUUUUACACUCCUGUAUUCUUUCUUUGUUGAUUCAUUUUUUAUUACUCAGUAGUGCUUAUGAUCAUUUUUGGAUGCUUCUUAGUUUAUUCUACCAUUUAUGUAGUGGAAAAAUUAUUGAACGUUACUGUGAUAAUUUACAGAAGUCAUAUUUCCCCCUAGAUGACCAAUACACCUUUUGACUACUUGUUUAACUUGCUGUUUCUGAAACAAAGAAGAAAAAGCUAAAAAUAAACUGAUCAAAUUUUGUGUGAAGUA